AUGAAGUUCACUGCUGCUACCGUUGCUCUCUUUGCAGCAGGUGCAUUUGCUGCACCUUCAGGCCAUGGCCUUGCUGCCCGUGUCGCUGGACGCAACCGCCUAUCGCACCCCAAGCAGACCAAUAAUACCAAUGUUGACUAUUCUUCUAACUGGUCUGGCGCCGUGUUGACCUCGCCUCCAUCAGGCACCACUUUCACCUCCGUGUCUGCUCAGUUCACCGUCCCAACUCCUCAGGCUGUCAACGGCCAAGCAGGCUCAUCCUCCGCCUGGGUCGGUAUUGAUGGCGACACCUACAGCGCUGCCAUUCUUCAGACCGGCAUUGACUUUAGUGUUGAUUCCAGCGGUGCUGCCUCCUUUGACGCUUGGUACGAAUGGUACCCGGACUAUGCCUAUGACUUUUCCGGCAUCGACAUCAAUGCCGGAGACACCAUUGCUGUUUCUGUUGUGGCCAGCUCUAGCACUUCCGGAACCGCCACCAUCGAGAACUUGAGUACCGGCCAGACCGUUAACCAGGACCUAACUGCACCUGACUCUUCCUCUGCUCUUGGAGGUCAGAAUGCUGAAUGGAUUGUUGAGGAUUAUGAGUCUGGCGGCAGCUUGGUGACCCUUGACAACUUUGGAACGGUCACUUUUACCUCUGCCUCGGCUGGUCUUUCCAAUGGUGAAUCCGUUGGCACCGAUGGAGCUGAUUUGAUUGAUAUUGAGCAGAAUGGUCAAGUUCUAACAUCUGUCUCUCUUCCAAGCUCAUCUGAGGUUGCCGUUACCUAUGUUUAA
This is a messenger RNA of Talaromyces amestolkiae, 774 nucleotides long. RefSeq lists its product as uncharacterized. The transcript has a single exon. Gene Ontology annotation, biological process: proteolysis. Gene Ontology annotation, molecular function: glutamic-type endopeptidase activity. The coding region runs from base 1 to 774 and encodes 257 amino acids. The record is from RefSeq and is a predicted model, not a curated record. NCBI's taxonomy places the organism in Eukaryota, Fungi, Ascomycota, Eurotiomycetes, Eurotiales, Trichocomaceae.